AUGUUUCUUUCAUUCUUUAUCUCUUUGUUUUUUUCUUUCUUUCUUGUUUUCCUUCUUUUUCUUUCCUUCUUUCCUUCUUUCUUUCUUUCUUUCUUUCUUUCUUUUUCUUUCCUUCCUUCCUUUCGAUUUUUUGAGAUCUUUCUCCUUUUUCUUUGGAUUCGAAUUUCUCUAAUGUUUCUUUCACUAUUUAUCUUUGUUUUUUCUUUCAUUCUUGUUCCCUUUUUUCUUUUCAUUUUUCUUUCUUUUUCUUCUUUCUUUCUUUCUUUCUUUCUUUCUUUCGAUUUUUUGUGCUUUUUCUCCUUUGGAUUUGAAAUUCCUCUUUUCAUUAUCUAUCUAUCUAUCUAUCUAUCUCAGUCUGUUCAUAUUUAUCUAUCUGUCUUAUCUUCAAAUCUAUCUCAGUCUGUUCAUUAUCUAUCUAUCUAUCUAUCUAUCUAUCUAUCUAUCUAUCUAUCUAUCUAUCUAUCUAUCUAUCCUAGGGCUACUGAUAUCUAUCUAUCUAUCUAUCUAUCUAUCUAUCUAUCUAUGCCUCUUCAUAUCUAUCUAUCUAUCUAUCUAUCUAUCUAUCUAUCUAUCUAUCUAUCUAUCCUAGGGCUACUGAUAUCUAUCUAUCACAGUCUGUUCAUAUUUAUCUAUCUGUCUAUCUAUCCUAUCAAUCUUCAAUUCUAUUUUAUUCUGUUCAUUAUCUAUCUAUCUAUCUAUCUAUCUAUCUAUCUAUCUAUCUAUGUCAUCUGUUCAUUAUCUAUCUAUCUAUCUAUCUAUCUAUCUAUCUAUCUAUCUAUCUAUCUAUCUAUCUAUCUAUCUAUCCUAGGGCUGUUGAUAUCUAUCUAUCUAUCUAUCUAUCUAUCUAUCUAUCUAUCUAUCUAUCAUAGGGCUACUGAUAUCUAUCUAUCUAUCUAUCUAUCUAUCUAUCUAUCUAUCUAUCUAUCUAUCUAUCUCAGUCUGUUCAUAUUUAUCUAUCUGUCUAUCUAUCCACCUAUCUUCAAAUCUAUCUCAGUCUGUUCAUUAUCUAUCUAUCUAUCUAUCUAUCUAUCUAUCUAUCUAUCUUACUCUUUUCAGUCUAUACUCCCAGCAACCCCUUGCGUCUUGUGA
Molecule: messenger RNA, 1089 nt
Organism: Acanthosepion pharaonis
Lineage: Eukaryota; Metazoa; Mollusca; Cephalopoda; Sepiida; Sepiidae
Source: the annotation of a GenBank genome assembly